GGAAAGGCAUUCGUGCGGGCGCGUCUCUUUUUCACUCGUUCGUUUGAAUUAUCCAAAGUGUCAGUGAAAAUGUUUGUCUUAAAAAUUUUCUGAGAGUGUUGACGGCACUUCCGUCGAUUCUACGAGUGAAAAUACUGUCUGUACAAAUAUGCCAGCGGCUUCCUCGAUUUAUUGGGACUCGGUGGACUCUCAGAGGUCUUCGGGGAGUUCUGCAGACGCCGGAAGCAAUCGGCAGUACGUGGACCCCUGGGACCUUGAGAAUUACGCGUAUUUGAGGAGGCACAGUGUCGCCGCACCCCCGCAGAAGCAUCAGCCACCCCCGAGGACUUCUUACAGUCGAGUCUCUCAUAGGAGGAGUGAAACAGAACCCGAAUAUUGGUAUUCUCCACGAGAGCCCAUCAGAGAACCCGGAUACCAUGCCCCAGCAUCAGUAGAGGAACUCUAUUUCGGACCACCUCGGCAGACCCAGAGCUCCUACUACCAACCAAUUUACGAGGAUGAAAUCCCUCGGUAUACUGCACCAGUUUAUGCACCACUCUCCGACCUCGAUUAUGGGAAACACUACGAGGAUAGCCGGACGAAGGAGGUGCUCCGCAGGAGGAAGCUCUCGCGUGUAAGAACGCCUGCAAGAGGGGAUUGCAUCCAUCACAGCACGUCGAGUGAACUGCGACGAGAGCCUGUCGAGGAAGCGCCCCGCAAGAUGACCUCAAGCGAAGAGGAGUGUUACGUAGAAGUAAUACCUCCUUCGAAGUUGGGAUUAAACACCUAUGGCCAUCUCAAAAUUGACUACAGCAACAGCUGGAAUUCCCUGCAUCGAAAAAUUUCUAAAUGACGCGUCUUUUAAUUUUGAUGAUCGAAAGCUUUAUUACUUUAUAAAUUACGUUUUACAUAACCGUGGAGAUUUUUUUACUCAUGUCUAAUGAAUUAAUUUCGGAAUUAAUGUAUUGUACAUAGAGAAAUACACUUAGUACCUUUUUAGAAUUAAAUUUCUAAUUUGCUAGAUCGUGAGAUAGUUAUCAUGUGUUACUUGUAAUGAUGUCUAAUUGU
Molecule: messenger RNA, 1047 nt
Organism: Diachasma alloeum
Lineage: Eukaryota; Metazoa; Arthropoda; Insecta; Hymenoptera; Braconidae
Exons: 4
Coding region: 149-832 (227 amino acids)
Source: RefSeq, a predicted model, not a curated record